CGGGAGCUUCCGCCGAGCCGCAGGCAGCUCCGAGGGCCCCGCGACGCCUGGAGCACGGGGACCCGCUGGGGGCCCCCGGAGAUGAGAUUCCCAGACACCCAGAGGCUUACUAAGCUGCCCAAGGCCACGGACAAGCUGUUGAGUGACAAAACCAGGAUUUGAACUCAGGUGGACAAUGGCUGUUGCUCACGACUUGGAGAUGGAGAGUGUGAACCUGAGUACGGACAAAGAGGGGAAAGAAGAGAUAGAGGAAGAGGAGCGGAUGAGAGAGGAUGGGGGAGGUGCAGCUCCCCCCAAGGCUAGGAAGGUCCACAGGAUUGUCUCAAAGUGGAUGCUUCCUGAGAAGGUCCGGAGAACCUACUUGGAAAGGGCCAAUUGCCUCCCGCCCCCUCUGUUCAUCAUCGCCAUCAGCUUGGCCGAGUUGGCAGUGUUUAUUUACUAUGCCGUGUGGAAGCCUCAGAAGCAGUGGAUCACCCUGGACACAGGCAUCCUGGAGAGUCCCUUCAUCUACAGGCCUGAGAAGAGGCAGGAAGCCUGGAGGUUUAUCUCAUACAUGCUGGUGCAUGCUGGUGUUCAGCACAUCGUGGGCAACCUUUUCAUGCAGCUCGUGUUGGGCAUUCCCCUGGAAAUGGUGCACAAGGGCCUCCGAGUGGGGCUGGUGUACCUGGCCGGCGUGAUUGCAGGAUCCCUUGCCAGCUCCAUCUUUGACCCGCUCAAAUCUCUCGUGGGUGCUUCGGGAGGCGUCUACGCUCUGAUGGGAGGCUAUUUUAUGAAUGUUCUGGUGAAUUUUCGAGAAAUGAUUCCUGCCUUUGGAAUUAUCAGACUACUGAUCAUCAUCCUUAUAAUUGUGUCAGACAUGGGAUUUGCUCUCUACAGAAGGUUCUUUGUCCCUGCAAAUGGGUCUCCGGUGUCCUUUGCGGCGCACAUAGCAGGCGGAUUUGCUGGGAUGUCCAUAGGUUACACUGUGUUCAGCUGCUUUGAUAAGGCACUGCUGAAAGAUCCAAGGUUUUGGAUAGCAAUUGUUGCUUAUUUAGCCUGUGUCUUAUUUGCUGUGCUUUUCAACCUUUUCUUAUCCCCAGCAAACUGACCUACCCCUAGUAUAAGCCGAUUAAUGAAACUACCAUCUUGCUGGUGGUGGUGGUAGAGGUGGUGGUGGGGAGAGUGGAAACUCUUCUGAAGACAUGGAAGUCCCAGCUGUGCCAACGACUGCAUAAGGAGGACGGAAGCAGCACCCGUCAGUCGCAAGGACUGCUUACAGGGGACACUUCGGCUGGCAGGCGGGGCUUAUGAUGCAAAGGGGAGAAAGGGGAAGAGACAGAAAAGCAGGGAAGGCCUGAGGCUGAGCCUUCCUCCGGCACCUGGCAUGCUUGCGUCCUCCAAGGGAAAGUCGCUGUGCUUGGAGAUGGCUGGACAGCACCCAUGAAUAAUGUACUAUGCUGACAAUAAAAACUUUGCAUACCCGUGGUCAGACUCUUGAUAACCGUGUUUAAGUAGAUUGCUCUUCAAGUAGAUCACUGCUGUUCUGGGUCUGUACAGAUGUUAUUGCUGUUCUGGGUCUGUACAGAUGUUUAUUAACCUGAAAAGUAGGUAUUAACUAGUCUGUAACUUAGACAUCGGGUUCUGAAACGCUUUUUAAAAAUCGAUUGUCUGUCUGAAGGGGGAAGAAUUUCAACCUAAGACACAUGACUGGAAAGCCCAUGUAUAUGCCAAAUACUGAAGGAGGUUGGAGUAUCCUAGGAGUAGUGAAACCAACCUCUCUGGGGCUACGCCAUGAGUGGAAGCAAGACCUUACUGAAGACGUGGAGUUUCUGGGAUGCGAGUUUAAGAUUCUAGUAUUAUGUCUGAGUUCCCAAGGAAGCUGGAGCUGGCUCUCUGGCGCACGCUGUGCACCUGGGCUCUCUGAAUUCUCAUUGGUCACCCGCUUCUCACUCUUCGUGUGGCCACGAAGUGGCUCUCCUUGCAGUGGAAAGAAUCUAUUUCUACGAGGUAGGAAUGUCACAUCUACAGGCUGAGAAGCCUAAUUCCUUUUACCCGUACAGAAUGUAGACUGCUGAUUUUUCUGUUUUCUAAAAUGGUAGUUGUCAGUCACCUGAACACAGGAAAUAUAGAUUUUUUCUUCUUUCAUCAUCAAUAUGUUUUAUUUGUUAAAUAUCUAAAUGUGUUACUGAAUUCUGAAAGGAGCACAUAACAAUUAGGUAGAGUGAGAAUAGUCAGUACUCUAGCAUGUUGAGCAAAACUGAUCUGGGAUUUGCCAGGAAAUUUUUUUUUUAAAUUUAUUUGACAGGUAGAUAUAUAAAUAGUGAGAGACAGAGACAGAGAGAAAGGUCUUCCUUUUUCCAUUGG
This is a messenger RNA of Lepus europaeus (European hare), 2343 nucleotides long. It is a transcript of the gene RHBDL2, whose product is annotated as rhomboid like 2. The record is from RefSeq and is a predicted model, not a curated record. Gene Ontology annotation, molecular function: serine-type endopeptidase activity. The transcript has 9 exons. Gene Ontology annotation, cellular component: membrane. Lineage: Eukaryota; Metazoa; Chordata; Mammalia; Lagomorpha; Leporidae. Bases 176 to 1087 code for a protein of 303 amino acids.